CAUGAAACGUGCACCAAGCCUGUGUAAGGGGCACUUGGUUUACUACGCAUGCGCCCAAUUUAUUGUUCGCUUCAGGGAAGGAAACAUGGCGGCGUCCCUGAUUUGUGGCCGAUUUUCGGCUAGCCUGAGAAAUUCUGGGGCCAGAUCGACACUUACCACUGCAUCCAAGGUGCUGGGUGGUUCCUCUGGACUGCUUGGGCCUCAGCAACAGUCCCCCCACCUGCAGCAGCAGCAGAGGAACCUCUCCCUGCACGAGUACAUGAGCAUCGGUCUGCUCAAAGAGGCUGGCGUCUGUGUGCCCGAGGGCAAGGUGGCCAGCUCACCCGAUGAGGCCUACUCUGUUGCCAAGGAGAUUGGCACCAAGGAUCUGGUGGUGAAGGCCCAGGUGUUGGCUGGAGGCCGAGGCAAAGGCACAUUCGAAGGAGGCCUGAAGGGAGGAGUGAAGAUUGUUUACUCGCCAGAGGAGGCCCGGGACAUCUCCUCUCAGAUGAUUGGCCGUAAGCUGUACACCAAGCAGACAGGCGAGCAGGGCCGUAUCUGUAACCAGGUGUUCAUCUGUGAGCGCAGGUACCCCCGCAGGGAGUACUACUUUGCCAUCACCAUGGAGAGAUCCUUCCAGGGCCCCGUGUUGAUUGGCAGCUCUCAGGGGGGUGUGAACAUUGAGGAUGUGGCGGCGGAGAAUCCCGACGCCAUUGUGAAGGAGCCAAUCGACAUCAUGGAUGGAAUCAAGAUGGAACAGGCGGUUUCGAUUGCCACGAAGAUGGGCUUCCCUGCUGCUCUGAUCGGCGACGCAGCGGCUAACAUAAUCAAGCUGUACAACGUCUUCAUGAAGUACGAUGCCUCCAUGCUAGAGAUCAACCCCAUGGUGGAGGACGCCUCUGGCCAGGUGAUGUGCAUGGACGCCAAGAUAAACUUUGACUCCAACGCGGCGUAUCGCCAGAAGAAGGUGUUUGACAUGCAGGACUGGACCCAGGAGGAUGCCAGGGACCGACAGGCAGCCAAGGCUGACCUAAACUACAUCGGCCUGGAUGGAUCCAUCGGCUGUCUGGUAAAUGGGGCUGGUCUUGCCAUGGCCACCAUGGACAUCAUCAAGCUGCAUGGUGGCACUCCCGCCAACUUCCUGGACGUGGGGGGCGGAGCUACAGCCCACCAGGUGAUGGAGGCCUUCAAACUUAUCACCUCCGACAGGAAGGUGCAGGCCAUCCUGGUGAACAUCUUCGGUGGCAUCAUGAGGUGUGACAUCAUUGCUCAGGGCAUCAUCAUGGCUGUUACAGACUUGGACCUGAAGAUCCCCAUUGUGGUACGGUUACAAGGAUCUAGAGUGGACGAUGCCAAAGCUUUGAUCGCUGCUAGCCCACUGAAGCUCCUGGCCUGUGACGAUCUGGACGAGGCCGCUAGAAUGGUUGUAAAGCUUUCUGAGAUUGUGUCGUUGGCUCAGGAGGCUCAUGUGGACAUCUCCUUCCAGCUGCCACUCUAAGCCACGCCCCCUAAACCUCGACACCCCACCCCCAACCUUUCGAACAGCAAGAAGAGCCUCUCACUACUGAGCGAAUACUCCAAUACAACACGGCCCACCAACUUCUCUGUUAGUUCUGAUUCUCUCUCUGUGGCAAGGCUCCAAAAUACACAUGUGCAUACACACCACUAAUGUGGGAAUUUCUGCUCUCCUAAUCUCAACUUUCCUCCCUCUCUGUUUUGUUAUGUAUGCCAUGGCUAGUGUGUAUUGUCUGUUCAAAUGCAACACAUUAACAUGCUUUUUAGAUCAGACACGGGGGCGUUCCUUCAGAUUAUUCCAUUAUUACUCGCUCUGUUUUCACAAUGAUUCCUAGUUACUUCCUCUUCCCUCACCUCUCUCCUUCAGCUCCCAGAAUGCCUAGCUCUAGUCAUAAUGCACAACCCCCCCAACCUUGCUCGUUUCUUUGAGAGGGUGAUAGACCUAUCUAUUUACCGGUACAUUUUGGGAGAAUAUCUGCUGUCUGUAAAGGUACAGCUAAUUCCCCUUAGGCUCCAUUCUCCUGGAUCACUUGGCUAGAGAGAGUUAUGUCGCUGUCAGUCAUAGUCCUCUCCCCUUUAAAUCUCUUCCAUCUGCCCCUACAGGAGAGGCUUUUACUGAGUGCUUCUGAGAAUGGGAGAUGAGAUGGGGAAGUUGGCCACUAUGCAGAAUGUAGCUCAUCAGAAGCUAGGGGAUAACACUUGAGCUUAUACAUUGCUGUUAGCAGGACCUCUUUAUGUCACUCAUUUAAUUUCCAUGCAAUUUUGAAUGCAUAGUUGGAUAAAAGCUUUCUAGUACUCUCGUUUUGAACUAGUAAGAGUUCAAUUCUUUGUGUGUGUUAUCAAAACUACUGCCUAUCUGGUUGUCAGCAUGUUUGUAUUUGUCUCUUCCUUCCCCUUACUCUCCCCUAUAAGAGCCUGCUACAGUGUGUGUAGUCUGCCACUAUGUCAUGGGGAAAACCUUUUUCACUUCAUAUGACAACACAAAUGGGUGUGUGCAGUGUCCUCUCAACUAAACUGUUAAAAGAUUGUAAUUAAGUCCUCUCCAUAUCUCUUUCUCUCCAUUUCUAUCUCUGUUACUCCCUAGCCCUCAGAACACAGAAACAGUUAUUGUGAGUUGUCAAGACAUUUAUUAUAUCUUGUAAAUAACGAGACCGCCGUUAUCUUCUGUAAAAUAUUUAUGCUUCUCUUGGGGAGUAAAAAAAAGAAAAAAGAAAAAAGAAAUGUUUGUUUUAGUUUUGUUGCACUUGUACGGUACUUACAGUGUGAAAGUUGUCUGCAUCUCGUAUAGGCUGUUUGGCAACAAAUGACAACAAAAGCAACAGAGGAAUUCCUAAAGCACAAAUAAAUAUAGACCAGGCUCAUGUGAUGCCAAAUUAGGUUCUAUACUGUGAGACAUUCG
Messenger RNA from Oncorhynchus keta (chum salmon), 2893 nucleotides. RefSeq names its product succinate--CoA ligase [ADP-forming] subunit beta, mitochondrial-like. NCBI's taxonomy places the organism in Eukaryota, Metazoa, Chordata, Actinopteri, Salmoniformes, Salmonidae. Gene Ontology annotation, cellular component: succinate-CoA ligase complex; mitochondrion. The transcript has 11 exons. The coding region runs from base 2 to 1477 and encodes 491 amino acids. Gene Ontology annotation, biological process: succinyl-CoA metabolic process; tricarboxylic acid cycle. Gene Ontology annotation, molecular function: ATP binding; succinate-CoA ligase (ADP-forming) activity. The record is from RefSeq and is a predicted model, not a curated record.